ACACGCAGACAUAUCACAACAAUUCGGACUGUCAAAAGCCUCGUCCUCGUCGCCGCCGUGCUUGUGCAAUUGCUGCGAAUUAAAGAGGAACAAUCAGAGGCUGCUGACACGUCUACCUAGCUGUACGCGUGGCACCCACUGUCGCGCUCGGCAUCACCAGCCACCGUCUCACGCGCAUAAGGUUAUCAGAUAUCGCAGAUAGGACUACACGUCGCCCGAGCACGAGCAGAGACGUCGCCGCCAUAGCUCACGAUAUCGCAGUUUUGCAGGCGCAAUUAUUUGAUGGAGCCUCACCAGCUGGCUCUCGCCGCCCUCGACGAGGUGGCACAUUCGAUCAGCACGGCCGCGAGUCAUCGUGAUGCGGGUAAUGUCUUACGGGCGGCUGGCGACAUCCAACCUUCGAUCAAGAACAAAGAGAUCACGAAGAAUAGAGCUGCAUAUACCCACGAACCAAGUCAUUCUUCAGCAGCAGCCUGGGAAAACAUGUCUCUAUCCGGGAAGGGACACAAUAGCACCAGCAAUACAUCAUUGGCCUUGAAGACGACGACAUCCAGUAACAAUUCCCAAUCGACGACCGAUGGCCAUGAUACGGUCUCCACACCGCCGACUUCUACCUCCGAUGAGUUCUCAUCACAAAGCACGAAUGCCGAUGGGCCCCUGUCUCAAUUAUCGCAACUCUCGCAGCUGGCCGCUGCAGCAGAACCUCUCUUGAGCACGUCUUCGACGCGACCUGCCCUCACAAUAGCCCCAACAGCAGGCCAGAAAAGAACAGCAGACGGACAGGUGAAGCCACUAUCUGCCUCUCCUAACAGUCCAAAGGCGCGUGGACAUUCCAGGAAUACUAGCGCACUUUCGUCCGAGCUUCGGACGCGUCUUUCUUAUGCGAUGGUAAAAGUAAACAAUGGGUGGCAAUCAAAUUCAAUCGACGAAGUUGAAUCACUGGCAUCCCAGGCCGCGUCUCCAACCUCAUCCACAUCCACUUUGCAUGGCCGUCGCAAUCUUAUAUCGUCUCCGCGCACUGCCAUGGCAACUCUACAAAGUCAUUCCAGCAGUGCUAGCCAAACUAUCCAAACGCUAACGCCUGAUUUCGACUUGUAUCCCAGAGGAGACCAGCCAUCCCGAACGUAUGAAUCAUUCUGGCGAGACCAUUCAACACCAAACUUUCCCCCCCAACGUCAGUCGACGCAAACACCGAUCAUUUCACCUCCAGUCUCGAAAUCCCUUGGCCCCCCAGCUGACAUUCGUCCCACUGCAUCCUCACGCCGAUCAGGAACUCCAAAGUUCAGCAAACCACCGGCCAUGCCUAAUAACGGUUCGAAUUCGCCUUACAACACGUCAGCUCCUCGAACACCACUCAGAACAGACUUCAGGGAUAACCCUGUUAUUCAAACGCCGGUCCAAAAGACGAUUCAAGAACAGGAUGCCAUUGAGACUUUACUAUUUAUGAGCAGUCCUGGGAACUCUGGAAACAUGGGUCACACGUUCCCUCCGCCCAGGACCCAAGGGUCGCCACAGCUGAGCCCUCUAAGAACAGAAUUCGAUUCUCGUGCGAGAGCAAACCAAAUAAGAAGAGUUGAAUUCGACACUUCGGCAGUAAGUGUUAGCGCAGACAGCAGUGAAGGUGGUGCCGAGUACAGGAGCAAGAUGAGAAGCAAGGGACUCAGCCAAAGUAAAGCAAAGAGCGAGGAAAUGAACCGCUUCUUGGAUGAGAUGCGGGAUGAUUCCAGCAGUGAUGAAGAGGAAAUAAUGAUCAAGUAUUCGAGUCCGAGGCGUAUUCCAGCUGGGAGAGUCUAGCAGUCGCCGACUUCUUUCUCAAGUACAUACAUAGAGACGAUUUCAUGGCAUAUACGGAGUUCUUGCUUGCAUCUCUAACGACGCAGAGCUUUCUGGGCGUCAGGGUGAUACCCUUCUUCCAAUUCGGACGGAAUUAUGAUCAACGGUCUCUUUUGUUCAUUCGGGGGCUGCAUGCGAAUGUUGGAGUUUCUUCGGAUGGGUACAUCUAAUUUUAGGGGUUUCUGAGAUGGGAUUACCUCGAUGUCUUGGGUGCAUUUUAUGGAUAUUUAGUUGUAUAUUCUUUGGCAUUUUAGAUGCACAUAUCACGCCUUGCUUUUGUUGUUUCAUGGCCGGCACAGGUCUCGAAUUUUUUACCAUCACCAACCGAAUCAUAUUUUUGUUGGAGUAUUAUAUGACUGCAACUUGCUCUCGAACCCCAGCUCCACGCAUGGUAGCAAUUAACAGGAGCCUAUUCCUAGAACGGCGCAACCACGAGUACUGUAGACUGUGACUGAUGUAAC
Cadophora gregata is the source of this 2294-nucleotide messenger RNA. RefSeq lists its product as uncharacterized. Gene Ontology annotation, cellular component: SBF transcription complex; cytoplasm. The transcript has 2 exons. The coding region runs from base 283 to 1794 and encodes 503 amino acids. Lineage: Eukaryota; Fungi; Ascomycota; Leotiomycetes; Helotiales; Ploettnerulaceae. The record is from RefSeq and is a predicted model, not a curated record. Gene Ontology annotation, molecular function: transcription coregulator activity.